Messenger RNA from Knipowitschia caucasica, 927 nucleotides. The record is from the annotation of a GenBank genome assembly. Lineage: Eukaryota; Metazoa; Chordata; Actinopteri; Gobiiformes; Gobiidae.
AUGGCUGAUGUGCUAGAGGACAGCCGAGACAAAGUUCAAGAGAAUCUGCUGGCCAAUGGAGUGGAUCUUGUGACCUAUAUUACACGAUUUCAAUGGGACAUGGCAAAAUACCCUAUUAAACAGUCCCUCAAAAACAUAUCUGAAAUUAUUUCAAAGCAAGGUACUCAAAUUGACAAUGACUUGAAGGCCCGAGCCUCAGCGUACAAUAACCUGAAGGGAAACCUGCAAAACCUCGAAAGAAAGAAUGCGGGGAGUCUGCUCACCAGGAGCCUGGCCGACAUUGUGAAGAAGGAGGAUUUUGUACUUGAUUCAGAGUACUUGAUUACUCUGAUAGUGGUUGUACCAAAGACUGCAUACCCCGAGUGGCAAAAAACCUAUGAAAGUCUUUCCGAGAUGGUUGUGCCGCGAUCGUCACAUCUGUUAUUUGAAGACAACGAAAGUGGAUUGUUCAGUGUUACUCUGUUUAGAAAAGCCAUAGAUGACUUUAAGCACAAAGCCAGAGAGAAUAAAUUCACAGUCCGAGAUUUUCAAUACAAUGAAGAGGAGAUGAAGGCGGACAAAGAAGAGAUGAAUCGGCUGUCCACAGAUAAAAAGAAACAAUUUGGACCACUGGUGCGGUGGCUCAAAGUGAACUUCAGCGAGGCCUUUAUUGCCUGGAUUCACAUCAAAGCACUAAGAGUAUUUGUGGAGUCUGUUCUCAGGUAUGGGCUUCCAGUGAAUUUCCAGUCCAUGCUUCUUCAGCCAAACAAGAAGAACAUGAAGAAAUUGAGGGAAGUGCUGAACGAUCUGUACAAACAUCUGGACAGCAGUGCAGCGGCUAUCAUUGAUGCUGCAAUGGACAUCCCAGGACUGAACCUGAGCCAACAGGAAUAUUAUCCAUAUGUCUACUAUAAGAUCGACUGCAACCUACUGGACUUCAAAACCUAA